Chrysochloris asiatica (Cape golden mole) is the source of this 1395-nucleotide messenger RNA. Its product is annotated as histone-lysine N-methyltransferase PRDM9-like. The transcript is spliced from 2 exons. Bases 1 to 1395 code for a protein of 464 amino acids. The record is from RefSeq and is a predicted model, not a curated record. NCBI's taxonomy places the organism in Eukaryota, Metazoa, Chordata, Mammalia, Afrosoricida, Chrysochloridae.
AUGACGCAGACAGACCCAUGCCCAGGCCAGAGAAUGAAUGCUGAGGACACAGGCAAAUUAUUCCCGGGGAAAGGAAUCCCAAGAAUUGCAAAAGUUACAUGUAGAGAGUGUGGGCAAGACUUUAGUGCUAAGUCAAGCCUUAUCACACACCUGAGGACGCACACAGGGGAGAAGCCCUAUGUCUGCAGGGCGUGUGGACGAGGCUUUAUUAAGAAAUCACACCUCAUUACACACCUGAGGACACACACAGGGGAGAAGCCCUAUGUCUGUAGGGAGUGCGGGCAGGGUUUUAGCCAGAAAUCAAUCCUCAUUAGACACCAGAGGACACACUCAGGGGAGAAGCCCUAUGUCUGCAGGGAAUGUGGGCGAGGCUUUAGUCAGAAAUCAAUCCUCAUUAGACACCAGAGGACACACUCUGGGGAGAAACCCUAUGUCUGCAGGGAGUGUGGACGAGGCUUUAGUCAGAAAUCAAUCCUCAUUAGACACCAGAGGACACACUCAGGGGAGAAGCCCUAUGUCUGCAGGGAGUGUGGGAGAGGAUUUAGUCAGAAAUCAAACCUCAUUAUACACCAGAGGACACACUCACGGGAGAAGCCCUAUGUCUGCAGGGAGUGUGGACGAGGCUUUAGUCAGAAAUCAAUCCUCAUUAUACACCAAAGGACACACUCAGGAGAGAAGCCCUGUGUCUGCAAGGAGUGUGGACGAGGGUUUAGCCAGAUAUCAAUCCUCAUUAUACACCAGAGGACACAUUCAGGGGAGAAGCCCUAUGUCUGUAAGGAGUGUGGGCGAGGCUUUAGUCGGAAAUCAUACCUCAUUAUACACCAGAGGACACACUCAGGGGAGAAGCCCUGUGUCUGCAGAGAGUGUGGGCGAGGCUUUCGUGAGAAGUCAGACCUCAUUAGACACCAAAGGAUACACUCGGGAGAGAAACCCUAUGUCUGCAACGAGUGUGGGCAAAGCUUUAGUCGGAAGUCACACCUCAUUAGACACCAGAGGACACACUCAGGGGAGAAACCCUAUGUCUGCAAAGAGUGUGGGCGAAGCUUUAGCCGAAAGUCACACCUCAUUAGACACCAGAACUUCGUUACACACCAGAGGACACACUCAGGGGAGAAGCCCUAUGUCUGCAGGGAGUGUGGACGAAGCUUUAGUCAGAAAUCAAACCUCAUUAGACACCAGAUGACACACUCAGGGGAGAAACCCUAUGUCUGCAAAGAGUGUGGGCGAAGCUUUAGUCGGAAGUCACACCUCAUUAGACACCAGAGGACACACUCAGGUGAGAAGCCCUACAUCUGCAAGGAGUGUGGGAGAGGCUUUAGUCAGAAGUCACUCCUCACUGUACACCAUAGGACACACUCAGGAGAGAAGCCCUAUGUCUGCCGGGAGUGUGGAUGA